CCCCAACCAGGCUCCCCCUUCCCUCUCUUACUCUUCUUCCCUCCCACUUUCCCUUCUUCCCGUCUUUCCUUUCUCCCCUCCCUUUCCCUCCGCCCCCCACCCCGUCUCUCUCCCUUCUUCCUGUCUCUCUCUCUUUCACUGUCUCCGUACACAGACACAUUGUUGAUCUGUGUGUGUGUGUUCCGCAAUUCAUACAGGAAGUUGUGCAACAAGCAAUGGGCCGGUCGGACGGUAAGUGACAGAAAUCAUCUCAACUCUGGUGAAGCAAGAGCCGGUCCUGGUCACUCGGAGAAAGCCAAAACACACUGCCCGUCAAUAUUCAGAGCUGGCUCUGGGAGGUCGACUGCAGGGAGAGAUCACCCCUUUGAGCAGAAGGACUGGAGCAACUGACUGAGAAGCUGAAAGACCGUGCACCGACAGAGAGUGAACCGAUCUGGGACCCCACUGAGGCAAGGGAUCAGCCCAUUGGUUGGGUUUGACAUUAAGAUCAUGGCAACGCAAGAGCUGGCACCACCACCAGAAGGCGCAACACAGGGCACCGCCACCCUCCACCGGCAGAUGAAUGCCAAUGAGCUCCAGUCCAUCAUGCCCUUGAUGAACUUCAACAUGGCGGAGUUUGUGGCACAGAUUGAGGAGCAAGAUGCGGCCUUUUGUCGGCAGAGGGUGAGGGGCUACAAUGCUCGGAUGAGGAGCGAACUGAGGAGGCUGAAGAGCUUCGAGAGCUACCCGUCAUUCUCCAGCUGGAGUCCUGAGGAGAUGGCGGAUGCAGGUUUCUACUACACGGGCACCAAGACCUACAUACAGUGUUUCUGCUGCGGGGGAGUCCUCUCCAGCACCAGUCUCACCAAGACUCCAUGGUCGGAACACAGGCUGUUCGAGCCUGACUGCGGCUUGGUCAAGGCACUGGAUGUUGGUGAUGUUCCCAAGUAUGCUGUGCGGGUCCAGCCACCCAGCAAGAUCCUGCAGAGCCAACGGCAGCAGCUAGUGGAGGAGAGGAGCCGGCUGGAGAGCUUCGGGAGCUGGCCUUUCUACGCACCAACGGAGCCCGCUCUGUUGGCGGGAGCUGGGUUUUUCUACACAGGCAGCAAGGAUCAAGUGCAGUGUUUCUCCUGUGAUGGCAGCCUUGCCAACUGGGAGGAAGGGGACGACCCAUGGCAGGAACACGCCAAGUGGUUCCCACAGUGCGAGUAUCUUCAGGGACAGAAAUCCGAGGAAGAAAGGGACCAGUACUCCCGGAGCUACAUCGGAUUUCCUGGAGUCAUGGGCGCCCACUUUCUGAGCCUCCCAGCAUUGGACGACCUUCCCCCAUCGCCAUUGACUCGCAGCGAGGAUCCGGUAUCACGGCCAGACCCGGACAGGGGUUGGAAUAUUUUCGUGGCUGAGAGGACCCGGCUGGAGUCGUUCCACACCUGGCCAUCAUGGUGCAGCGCCAACCCGGCUGAGUUGGCAGAAGCUGGAUUCUUCUACGAAGGUUUGGAGGACAGAAUUCAGUGUUUCUGCUGCGGAGUUCAUCUACACAAAUGGGAGGAAGGGGAUAACCCUUGGACAGAACACCAGAGACACUCGCCCCAGUGCCCGUACCUUCAGGCGAGAGACAAGGACGGCGGAGAUGUGGGUCAGGCGCAGAUUCAGGAAUCAUCCCCCACGAUGCCGGAUGUGGAAAACCGGGAGAAGGAGGAUCCCUUUGCUGGAGGGAUUCCAUCCGGUGAGGGGGACUGGGCCGAGGCCAUCAGGGGGAUGAGGAGGCGUCUGCGAGAGCUGUACCUCUCCUCCGAAUUCUCCACCAUCUCCUUCAACGGCUGUGUCUCCGUCGACCUCCGCCGCUGCUAUGCGGAGCCGUGCCUGGCGCUGAGGGACCUGGCGGGCAGGGAGGUGCGCCGCCUGGUCCUGCCCGAGCUGCUGCGUGACCUCCGCCGGGUGACCCUGCUGGAGGGCGAGGCGGGCAUGGGCAAAUCGGCCCUCCUCAGGCAGGUGGCGCUGCUCUGGGCGUCCAGCCGCUGCCCACUGCUGUCCCGCUUCGCGCUGGUGCUGCACGUGCCCGGCGGCGCGGGCCGGAACGCCGCCCCCGGCGGGCGCUGCCUCGGCGCUCUGGCCUCCCGGCUGGGCGAGCGGCUCCUGGUCCUGCUGGACGACUCCGGCUCCCCGCCGGUCGAAGAGGAGGAGGAACUGGUGCGCGCCAAUCACCGGUGCGGCGGCGCCGCCGUCCUGCUGGCCCUGAGGACCGACAGGGCCGCCGGCGCGCGGCGCUUCGCCGACGCCGCGGUCUCCGUCGUCGGAUUCCCGCUCUAUAGCUGCGCGCGCCUCCUGAAGGCCAUGUUCGCCCACGACGUGCCGCGCCUGCGCAGGUUCGUCCAGGACAUCGGCUUUUCCGAGACGCUGAGGGGGUCCAUGAAGAGCCCGCUGUUUGCCCUGGCCCUCUGCCAGCACUGGGUGAGGGAGCCGCUGGACGCCGGCGUCAGCUGCGUCACCCUAUUCCGCGCCUUCCUGGACCACGCCGUCAGCCGGCGGGGCGUGGCCGAGCCAGCGAGGACCACCCUGGCGUCCUGCGGGCGCCUGGCGCUGACCGGCUUCCUCGCCUGCCGCCGCGACUUCACCGACGGCGACCUGCAGCGGGCCGGAGUGGCCGCGGAGCCCGCCCUGGCUCUCGGCCUGCUCAGCAAGUUCACCGCCCAGCGGCUGAGCCCCGUCUACCGGUUCCCGCACCCCUCCUUCCAGGAGUACCUGGCAGGCACGCGGCUGGGCAGCCUGCUGGGGUCGGAGGUCGCGGCGGAGCGGGAGGAGGGGUCCUCCGCCCUGGGCCGGGCGCGCACCUUCCUCGAGCUCUUCACCCGCGACCGUUACCUGCUGGUGUACGCCGCGUGCCAGUGCGGCCAGGCCGCCUCGCGCAUCGCCGCCCACGUCCUCGAGAUGGCACGGAGGCCGUCGUCCUUCGACUGCGGCGCCGAUACCCGCCUCGCCCUGGCGCAGCACCCCGACCUGGAGCCGUACCGCGACCUCUUCGUGCAGUGCUCCCGGAUCAUGGAGCCCGAGCAGCUGCAGGACGUGGCCACGGGCCUCCUGCUGGACUUCGUCCUGCUGCUGACCAAGGCGGAGACCCGAGCCUCCAUCGCGCCGGUCCUGCGGAGCUUCCUGAGCGGGAAGUGCUUGACGCUGUCCACGUCCAGCCACCUCCGGCAGAGCACGUUCGAGUUCCUCAAGGUGUACCCCGAGAUGUUGACCGUCCUCGGCUCCCUGCAGGUCACGGUCAGCGGGAGGAGGAAAGCGGCCGCGACCAGUUACUCGGAAAUGGCGCAGGCCUUGAGCCACUUGGGCGUGCCCAGGGUGGAGGAGGACUAUGCGGCUGCCUUCCAGUCCCUGGAACAGGAGUUCCUCAGCAACCAGGAGAAGGAAGAGCAAAUAAGCGGCUUCUCGGCCCUCGCCUGCCACAGCAUCCCGGACCCUUUCGUGUCGGCGCUGUCCUCGGUCACGGCUCUCCACAAGGCACCGGCGCUCAAGCUCCACGUCUGUUCCGUCGACGCUUUCCGCCCCGGAGACUCGGAGCGUCUGCUGCGGCUGUGCUCCGCCUCCGGCCGCGUCGAGCUCACCGUCCGGGACGCUCAGGGAGCCCUGGGGCAGAUGGGCGACGCCGUCGCUCGGCGCGGCGAGAGCUUCAGGGCGCUGUGCCUGCACUGGACCGCGCUGAGCCCCCGUGAGCAGGAGCUGGUCACCGCCAUGAGCAGCCUGGAGGCGCUGGAGCUGAGUUUCGACGACGACCGAGCCCCAGAGUACCUGCUGAGCCGAUUGGACAAGUUGGAACACCUGAAAAAACUCAAGAUCGAGGUGAGGACUGGUUCAUCUCUGAGAAUCAUUGACCAGAUUUCUGAGGGCUUAGCGACACUGCGGAACAUGGAAAACCUUACUUUGUCUGGAGUCAACUGCGUGCAGGAUUCUUCAAAACUCGCUCACCUCCUCCAGAAUUUUUCGCAGCUCCGAGUCUUCCACCUGAACUGUACCAGCAGCUUCCCAGAGUUUGAGGAUCUCAGCCAGGCUUUAUCAUCGUGCUCACGUCUGGAGGAACUAGUGCUAAGUGCGCUUCACCUGUCUCCGAAUGAAACUUUGGCAUUCACUGCUUCACUGAGCAAACUCCAGAACCUCAGAGUAUUGGAAGUUCCAGGCAUCAAUUUUUCCAAUGCAGAGGAAGCAGAAGCUUUUGCUCGUGCUGUUGGCUCUCUCGCACUGCUGGAAGUGUUUCACCAUUGCUACAAUGAUGGAAUAAUCACUGCUGCGUCCCCACUGACUCAACAGUUACCGAAACUGCAACACCUCAGGGAGCUCUCCAUCAAAAAGAUCAUGGACGACCAGAGUCUGUUAGAGCUGGCCAAAGCAGCCAGAAGCGGCCAUCUUCGGAAACUGAAUGUUCUCGAUCUGAGCUUGAAUGAAGAGCUCAGCGACCUGGGCUGGAGGGAUUUCUUCCUGACCCUGGAUGACAUGAGCGAGCUGAGGGAUCUGAAUAUUUCCCGUCUGUACACCAACCAAUUGAAGCCCCAGGCAGACACGUUCAAGGCCUUUGUGCAGUGUGUCUCUCGGCUCCCGGCCCUGGUGACCAUCCGUAUGCUGAGCUGGAUGUUGGAUGACAUGGACUUCAACUUGUUCAACUCCAUGAAGGAGAGCCACCCCCAGUCUCGCCGCCUGUUCUUGUGGUGGCAAUGGGCACUCCCAUUCACGCCUAUCAUCCAGGCUGACGAGUAGAAAUGGUUUAGGGUGUUGGCACAUGGAAGAUACACCAUUCCAAGGGCUGCUUCCCUCCCCUCACCAUCAUUCCCCCAAUCCUAACCCUGGCUAAAGAAUGUUGAACCAGAGAUUUUGCCCUGGGAUGGGGAGAAAGAUGAGUUUUGGGAAGAUUUGUAGCUCAGGUUGAGGUUCUGAAUGUAGCUUUGUUCACUGAGCUGGAAGGUUUGUUUUCAGAUGUUUCACCACCAUACUAGGGAACAUCUUCAGUGAGGCUCCAGACUACUCAGACCCCUUGGCAUCAUGGUAGCCCACAAACUCACCAACACUAAAACAGCAGCUCAUGAACUUGGAAGAUCCAUACAGAUAACAAGCAAAACUAAUGUUAUUUACAAAAUACCUUGCAAGAACUGUAACAACACUACAUUGGACAAACGGACAGAAAACAAGCUACCAGGAUAAAUGAACAUCAACUAGCCACAAAAAGACAUGACCCACACACACUUCUUACAUAUGGAUGAGGAAGCACACCACUUCGACUGGGACAACACAUCCGUCCUAGGACAAGCCAAACAGAGACACGCACAAGAAUCCCUAGAAGCAUGGCAUUCCAACUGGAACUCUAUCAACAAACACAUCAACUUGGAUCCUAUUUACCACACACACACACACACACACACCCCCAAUGGAAAAUGACAUUACCGUAGGAAAUGAUGUCAACACCGGAAAUGACAUCACUAACCCAACGAAACCCAAACAUACAAAUAGAAAGCGGGAUGUACCACUAGUGAUUCAUCUGGAGGCUCACUGAAGAUGUUACCUAGUAUGGUGAUGAAAGGUCUGAAAAUGAACCUUUCAGCUCAGCGAUCAAACCUACAUCCAUGAGGAGAAAAGGUAUAGGCAACUAUUGGUAGGGUGAAAGAUUAGCUGUGAUUUGACAUGAAUGGAGGGACAGCCUCAAAAAUGCACUCCUACUUUUAAUGUUUAAAGGUUUUAAAAUGAUGUAACAGUGUGGGACCUGCUUUUCCAUUGCUACUGUAAUGAAAGAUGUGUGAUUUGCAUAUCAAUAUCACUUGUUUUAGACUUUGGAGUUUAAACUAAUAGCAUAUGGGUAUUUGUUCUUGUGAAGGGUUAAACAAUUAACUAGGUCAUAAUUAACUAACUAAUAUUAUAAAGCCAUGACUUUAACCUGUACGUGCCUCAUGUAGUAUCCGUGGAAGUUUGUUUAUAUUUAUUUGGGGAGAAACAAUAGGAAAAAGAAAACAUUGAAAGGCAUUAUCUUGCUGCUGUGUUUAGAAUAAUCUUGGAUUAAUUUCAAUGUAGAAAAGCCAAGUGCUUGGAAAGUGUCUGGGCAUUUUAAAGGGGAUCUGACUGAAUUCAGAUGGGAGUGUUGUCUCUCCUGGACAAAGCAGAUUAUUCAGAGCAGUUAAGGAUACAUCUGUUAUUUAAAGCUGAGAAAGUCUAAGCUCUCAGGCAUGUAAUUGGGAGAGGUAAAAGACCUCGCAGCUCUCCAGACCUGAACUGAGAGAAAGCAAUUAAGUUGAACCUGCUCAUUUGAUAGGGUAGAGAAAUGUAUUGGAUUUUUGUAAUGUUGGAGAUGUGAUUUUGUUUUGUCAUUUGUGUUGUCUUAGUUUUCUCUCUUUUGUCCUGGUUUAUUUUGUUAAUAAACCUUUACUAUAAAAAGCAAA
Hemiscyllium ocellatum (epaulette shark) is the source of this 6395-nucleotide messenger RNA. RefSeq names its product baculoviral IAP repeat-containing protein 1-like. The transcript has 15 exons. The record is from RefSeq and is a predicted model, not a curated record. Lineage: Eukaryota; Metazoa; Chordata; Chondrichthyes; Orectolobiformes; Hemiscylliidae. Gene Ontology annotation, molecular function: ATP binding; cysteine-type endopeptidase inhibitor activity involved in apoptotic process. Gene Ontology annotation, cellular component: IPAF inflammasome complex. Gene Ontology annotation, biological process: inflammatory response; defense response to bacterium; pyroptotic inflammatory response. The coding region runs from base 490 to 4728 and encodes 1412 amino acids.